AGGGGCCAUCUUCCGGGUUCACCGCCGCAUCCCCACCCCCACCCCCGGCACAGCGCCUCCUGGCGCCUAACAUCGGUGACUUAGUGAAAGGACUAAGAAAGACCCGAGGCGAGGCCGGGACAGGCCGAUUUCUAGCCGCCACGUGGAGAACAGCUUGGAGCGGUGGGCGGGGCUUAGCGGCGUUGCUGGAGGAACGGGCGGAGUCGCCCAGGGUCCUGCCCUGCGGGGCCGAGCCGAGGCAGGCGGUGACGUCACCACUCGGGGCGGAGCCGCAGCCUCGCGGGGGCGGGGCCUGGCGCCGGCGGUGGCGUCACAAAAGGCGGGGCCGCAGUGGUGUCCGAGAAGUCAGGCACGUAGCUCAGCGGCGGCCGCGGCGCGUGCGUUUGUGCCUCUGCGCGGGUCUCCGGUCCUUCUGCCAUCAUGCCGAUGUUCAUCGUAAACACCAACGUGCCCCGCGCCUCCGUACCGGACGGGUUCCUCUCCGAGCUCACCCAGCAGCUGGCGCAGGCCACCGGCAAGCCCCCCCAGUACAUCGCGGUGCACGUGGUCCCGGACCAGCUCAUGGCCUUCGGCGGCUCCAGCGAGCCGUGCGCGCUCUGCAGCCUGCACAGUAUCGGCAAGAUCGGCAGCGCGCAGAACCGCUCCUACAGCAAGCUGCUGUGCGGCCUGCUGGCCGAGCGCCUGCGCAUCAGCCCGGACAGGGUCUACAUCAACUAUUACGACAUGAACGCGGCCAAUGUGGGCUGGAACAACUCCACCUUCGCCUAAGAGCCGCAGGGACCCACGCUGUCUGCGCUGGCUGCACCCGGGAACCCGCCCCACGCUGUGUUCUAGGCUCGCCCACCCCAACCUUCUGGUGGGGAGAAAUAAACGGUUUAGAGACUA
Symphalangus syndactylus (siamang) is the source of this 885-nucleotide messenger RNA. It is a transcript of the gene MIF, whose product is annotated as macrophage migration inhibitory factor. The record is from RefSeq and is a predicted model, not a curated record. Lineage: Eukaryota; Metazoa; Chordata; Mammalia; Primates; Hylobatidae. Gene Ontology annotation, molecular function: cytokine activity; phenylpyruvate tautomerase activity.